AUGGUUCUUUUAUUAAAGGAACACCAUGCUUUGGCACGGACGCAGAAUGAGGGAAGCAAAACAAAAGAAAAAUGUAAGAAAGGAACUAUUUUUGUGCACAUAUGGGGCAUUAGAACGGGCUGUUUAUGGGGAAAGCGUUUGAGUGUAUUUUUUGAGAAUUGUGAAAUGGGGACUAUAAAGAGGUGGAAGAGACGAGGGAUGAGAGAGUAUUUUUGUAAUAUUGGAAAACGCAUUUUUGGACAAGCAGCAGCCAGUUUUAUGCACGAUGGAUCUAUAAAUAGUAGUUAG
Molecule: messenger RNA, 288 nt
Organism: Pneumocystis jirovecii RU7
Lineage: Eukaryota; Fungi; Ascomycota; Pneumocystomycetes; Pneumocystales; Pneumocystaceae
Exons: 2
Coding region: 1-288 (95 amino acids)
Source: RefSeq, a predicted model, not a curated record